UGCCCAGCGGUGGGCAGUCCUGGGGGUUAACCCCGCCAAUGCCCCGCGGUGGGCAGUCCUGGGGGUUAACCCCGCCAAUGCCUAGCAGCAGGGAGUCCUGGGGGUUAACCCCACCAAUGCCCCGUGGCAGGGAGUCCUGGGGGUUAACCCCACCAAUGCCCCGUGGUGGGCAGUCCUGGGGGUUAACCCCGCCAAUGCCCCGUGGCAGGGAGUCCCGGGGGUUAACCCCGCCAAUGCCCCGUGGCAGGGAGUCCCGGGGGUUAACCCCGCCAAUGCCCCGUGGCAGGGAGUCCCGGGGGUUAACCCUACAGGUUUUUCAGCGUUUCUGUGCCUGGUCCCCCCUGUCUAUGAUGGGCUCCAAGCUGGGGGCAGCCGGGCUCUGUUUCUCCUGCGUGGCGACCGUCCUGCUGGCGGUAUCCGCUGCCACCGAGUCCUGGCUCCGGCUCUGGGUCCUGGGCAUCAUCAUUCACCGGGGUCUGUGGAGGGAGUGUCAGCUGGAGGCCUGCACCCCCCUCCAGGGCCAGCGAGGUAGGGACAUCGGGUUAACCCUGCUCUUAUCCAGUGGCAGGGAGUCCCACUGGUUAAACAUGCUCUUAUCCGGUGGCAUGGAGUCCCACGGGUUAACCCAGCUCUUACUUAGUGGCAGGCCGUGACCCGGCUUAACCCUGCCAAUUUAAGGCCCAGUGGUGGGGAGUCCUGCAUGCUCCAUCAUCAGGGAGUAGCUGCAUGGGGAAGCUGACUGAAGGAAGAGUGGGGGGCUCAGCUCUACCCCCAAGGAGCAAGCCCUGGGUUCGGGGGGGGGCAGCUCCCCCUUUUCCUCCCCACUUUGCUGCUGUCAAUGCCCCGUGCAUGGAGUGUUGGGGCCAUCCACAUGGGGACACGGCAGGGCAUGGGGAAUAGUCCGGGGGCUGGGUCGAACCCGGACCAGGUGCGGCGGGACCCCAGGGCAGGAGUUGGGGGGGACCCCAGGGCGUACAGACGGGUGGGGGUGACAGGGCGAGCUCUCACUGACCCCCUCCAUUUCUGCUCCCCCCCGCCCGCAGCGUAUGUGGGAGUAUCACGGGGCUGCCUGGUUCUGGCCCUCGUGGCCAGCUACCUCUCCGUGGUGUGUGGGGCCCUGGCGCUCGCCCCCCGCCCGGCCCCCAAGAGACUCGACUGGGCCCGGGGGGCUGCUGCUCUCUGCUUCCUCACAGGCACCUUGGCCGUGGUGGCUCUGGGCUGUUUCAUGGGCGGAUCGGCCGGGGAAGCUGGUGGCAGCUGGGCCUGGUCGCUGGCCGUGGGCUGGGCAGCGGUGCCCGCGGCCGGGUUGGCAGGUGAGCGCCCGGGGGGCGAGGCUGGGGGGGGCACGGAGGAGAAGCGUCUUUCAGCCACGCUGACCCCCCCGAUCUGUUCCAGGCACCUGCCACUGCCAGGCCCGGCGGAGGGAGCCACGCUGGCACAGCGGCCCGAGAGGAUCGCCCGGCUCGGCGUGAUGCCCCCCAAGGCGCUGGGUGCCCCCGUCUGGCCCCCCAAGCGGAGCUAUUAA
This is a messenger RNA of Caretta caretta (loggerhead turtle), 1525 nucleotides long. The record is from RefSeq and is a predicted model, not a curated record. Lineage: Eukaryota; Metazoa; Chordata; Testudines; Cheloniidae.